Molecule: messenger RNA, 1620 nt
Organism: Dioscorea cayenensis subsp. rotundata (Guinea yam)
Lineage: Eukaryota; Viridiplantae; Streptophyta; Magnoliopsida; Dioscoreales; Dioscoreaceae
Exons: 3
Coding region: 1-1620 (539 amino acids)
Source: RefSeq, a predicted model, not a curated record
AUGGUGAAAUCGAAAAAGGUGUGGCCUGAAACUCCUUCAGUAAUGAGAUUGAAGCUAAACUUAUUGAUUGAUCAACUUGAGCAGCUGCCUGGAGAAUUACUGCAAAGUUGUGAGAAUAGUAACUUCAUGGUGCAGAUAAAAUGGAAAGGGAGCAGAAAAAUAGCUGGUUUUCUGCUGAAAAGAUCGGUGAGAAAUUGCUCGUCGAAACAACAGAUACAAGCUAGUGGUGUUGUUUGCUGGAAUGAAACAUUUGAUCACAUCUGCAAACUUCGGAAGGCCGAUGACACUCAGAGUUACAAAAGUUGGACCAUCAAUUUGGAAAUUCAGGAAUUUAGUUGUAGUAAUUCAAGAAAUACGGCGAGGAUUCUUGGGAGAGGAACUGUGGAUGUUGUUGAAUUUCUCAAUCAAGAAAAUGAAAGAAGUAUUAGAAUUCCGAUCAACUGCGGCAACAGAGGUCAUGCUAUAUUAACAAUUAAGUUGCACUUUGUCGAGCUCAAUGCAAUAGGAAGCACACAAUUAACAUUGUCGAGAGUGCUAAGUUUAGGUCCUUUAUCACACACAAGGCAUACAACUAAUUAUCAGGGGAAACUUUCAGAUUGCCAAUUAGAUUCAUCGGCAAGUAACAAAGGAGCUGGUUUUCAGAAAUCAAAUGAUAAGAUCAAAAGGUCACAUUCUCUACUCAGAUUACUUUCACUAAGGCCAAAAUUGAGCUUCAAAAAUUUUACACGAGAUUGUGAGAAUUCAAAACUGUCAGACAUGCCAGACAAUAAACAAACUGAAGAGAUUGGAAGCUGGGAAGAAAGGAGAGUGGUAAGUAGAGAUGGAAAGUUCGAGCUCAUUACCGAAAUAUUUUUCGCAUCGAUUGAUCAGCGUGAUGAGAAAGCAGCAGGUGGAAAUGCUUGCACAGUUCUUGCUGCUGUCAUAGCAGACUGGCUACAUAAGAACCCGAAGAAUAUGCCACAUCGUCGGCAGUUUGACAGCUUAGUGCAUGAAGGAUCAUCAGAAUGGCGAAAACUUUGUGCAGUCACAGAUAAAAACAACGAGUUCUCUGACCAGCAUUUUGAUCUGGAGACUGUGAUAGAAGCAAAAAUAAGAAAUUUGUCUGUGAUGACAGACAUGUCCUACAUUGGAUUUUUUAGCUCAGAAGACAUGAUUGAAAGAUUUGGCUUCUUAGAAGGAGCAAUGACAUUUGAUAAUGUAUGGAAUGAGCUUUUGCAUGCUGAUAAUGCAGGUGAAGGAAGAGUAUAUAUUACUGGUUGGAAUGACCAUUUUUUUGUACUGAAAGUGGAAAAGGAUGCAAUUUACAUGAUUGAUACACUUGGGGAGAGAUUAUUUGAAGGUUGUAAACAAGCAUAUAUCAUGAAGUUUCAUGAAGGGAGUAUGAUAUGUAAGAGAGAAACAGAAGAUGGUUGUCAGACAGAGAAGAUUGAGAAUGAUAGUGAAGAACAGGAGAAGGAUUACCAUUGUAAAGGGAUGGGAUGCUGUAGGGAGUAUAUCAAGGAAUUUCUUGCAGGUCUUCCACUGAGAGAAUUAUUGGAACAUGAUUUACAAAGAGGAUUGGUUGAGAAAGCAUUGCAUCAAAGACUGCAAAUAGAAUUCCAUUAUACAGUUCCCUUGUGA